Molecule: messenger RNA, 2924 nt
Organism: Toxotes jaculatrix (banded archerfish)
Lineage: Eukaryota; Metazoa; Chordata; Actinopteri; Toxotidae
Gene: scarb2c
Product: scavenger receptor class B, member 2c
Exons: 12
Coding region: 125-1570 (481 amino acids)
Biological process (GO): receptor-mediated endocytosis; protein targeting to lysosome
Cellular component (GO): membrane; lysosome; cytoplasm
Molecular function (GO): scavenger receptor activity
Source: RefSeq, a predicted model, not a curated record
UUGCACGGCCGAGCAAGUUCUAGGGAUAUCAAAACAAACGCAGCCCUCACACACACACAGUGGCUAAUGUCAGUGAAAGCUUGUUGAAAGCUGUAGCUGUUAGUGAUCAGCCUGCUGUCUCAUCAUGCUGCUGAAAUCAUGUUGCAUUUACAGCGUCGGAGUUUUUUCUUUGCUGUUUUUGAUCACGGGCAUUUCUUUGGUCUUGUCUAACGUGUUUCCACAUUUUGUGCAGUCGAUGGUUGAAAAGGAAAUAGUUUUGAAGAAUGGGUCAGAGGCAUUUGAAGCGUGGGAGAAUCCACCAGCACCGAUCUACAUGCAGUUUUACUUCUUUAAUGUGACCAAUCCCCUCGAGGUGUUGGAUGGCGAGAGGCCCGCUGUGGUGGAGAUUGGACCAUAUACAUACAGGGAGUACCGGCCUAUGGAGCAAGUGAAUUUCCUGGAUAAUGGCACUAAAGUAUCCGCUGUCAACACUAAAACCUACAUAUUUCAGCGUAACAUGUCCCGAGGUCCAGAGAGUGACCUCAUCAGGACGGUCAACAUCCCUGCCAUGACGGUAAUGGAGAAAUUCAAGGACGAGUCAUUUGUGGCCAGUCUGAUCUCCUCCUACAUGAAGUCCACAGAUGAAGGCCUGUUCACCACCCGCACAGUGGGAGAGCUGCUGUGGGGAUAUGAAGAUUCCCUGCUCAAAGCCCUCCAAACUGUAAAACCUGAGCUGGAUGAUGUUUUCGGACUCUUCUAUAAGAACAAUGCUUCCAACGAUGGUGACUAUGUGUUCUUCACUGGCCAGCAAAACUACAAGGACUUUGCUCGAGUGGAUACAUGGAACGGCAAAAGCUCGCUGAAUUGGUGGUCAUCUGAUGAGUGCAAUAUGAUUAAUGGAACCAACGGAGCAUCUUUCCAUCCAGUCAUCACCAAGAAUGAGACGCUCUACAUGUUUUCCUCUGACCUGUGCCGGUCUCUGUACGCUUUGUAUGAGGAGGAUGUGACAGUGAAGGGGAUCCCUGGGUAUCGCUUCGUUCCCCCCAGUGAGGUGUUUGCCAAUCUGACCGUGAACCCAUCAAACGCAGGCUUCUGUGUCCCUCCUGGAAAUUGCCUGGGCUCUGGCUUGCUAAAUGUCAGCCCAUGUAAACAAGGAGCUCCCAUCAUAAUGUCCCCACCACACUUCUACCAGGCAGAUGAGAGAUUUGCUCAGGAUGUAUUUGGCAUGAAGCCCAACAAGGAGCAGCACGAGACUACUAUCGAUAUCAACCCGCUAACGGGAUUCCUUCUGCGAGCAGCAAAGAGGAUGCAGGUCAACGUGUAUGUAGAGAAAAUACCCACUUUCAGUCAAACAGGAAAUGUUAGGACAGUGGUCUUUCCUGUGGUUUACCUAAAUGAGAGUGUCGUCAUUGACGACGCGUCCGUCGGGAAGCUGCAGGUGAUCACCGUCGAGAAGAACGUGGUGGGGAACAUUCCGUUUAUGCUGAUUGGUCUAGGCAUUGUUCUAGGAGGAGUCUUCAUGUUCUUGAUGUGUCGACAGAAGGUCCCUGAGAGCACUGCUGCUGAGCGACAGCCCCUCCUGUCAUCAUAGCACCAAAGAUCUGAAUAAGAAGAUGAUUGCCAUGUUCGCAGUAUAAUUCAACUUUUCAAGGGUUCAGUGGAUCUGCAGCUCUUUCCCAUUAACCUCUAAGUAACAGUUUCACAGAUUCUGCUGUUAACUAGAAUUGCACCUUUAAUCUAAUGGUAUUAGGAGACAAAGUGAAAUCUUUGUCUUGUUUGUUACAGGGUUUGACUAAGGUCUUCCUCUCAAGUCAAUUGUAAUGAUGAAAUCCCCCCCUCUUUUUUUUUUUUUAUUAAUUCUAAUAGUAUAUUUUUCUUUUUAUGUCUAAAUAUGUGAUUUAGAACCUGAACAGAAUAACUCUCCUACAAAAUCUAACUUUGAUUGUUGGACCCUCUGCGGAGUCAGCUCAGAACUAAUCCAAAAAUUUAAGUGCCACUAUUUGAUCUUGACCAUGAUUUUUGAGAAGUGGCCAAUCUUCCGGAUUUACAGCAGUCUGGUGAGACAAUUGAGGUUGCAGAAAGAAGAGAUGCAAGAGAAAUGUUUUUCCUCUUUCACAUUUUUGUAUUGUGUAGCCAUUUUGACAGCAUGGUCAAAAAAUGCUUUUCAUGUCAUUUUGAUAUCGAAUGAGUCGGUGUGUAGAGAAUAUUUCAGUUGAUGUUUUUGUUUAGACUUGUCACUUUCUUGUGGUGUCUGGAGCUCUGAAUCCACAGCGAACUGGAUCAGCUUAAUUUCAAAACCAUGUAGCUUUCAGUGGGAACACAGUAACCUACAGUACGUAAAAAUAGUAUGAUGUGGACCAACAACCAUAUAGUUUAACUUCAGCCGUAGCAGUAUAAAGGGAAGUUUUUUUGCCAGCUGUGGAUGUGUUGUCUGAUGAUUGUUUCCCAUAAUUCCAAAACGUUGGCAUGAAUGUGUGAUCUUUAAUUUAUACUCAUAUAAUGCCAAUAUCAGUGCAUAAGCGGCCUCAGAGACACUACUGAUCAUUUUUUUGCCAGAACAUAAGGUAACGUUUUUGUUCUUAACCACUAAUGAUGGUCUGUGUUAUGUAUGGUUAAAGUUUUAUUGAGCUAUAGCUGUCUGGAUCACUCGUGGCUAAAAUGUAAUGGAUUUUCUGUCCAUAACUACACAGAAGGUCAUUAUACCGUUCUCAUUUUUGCAGUUUGAUUAAGCACUGUUUCACACACACCACUGACAGGCUGUCUUGUUUUAAUUUUGUUGUGGAGUUUGUUUUAUAUGUAAAAGAUAACAAUUGUUCACACUACUACUGCUACAUAGUAAAAUCAAUAUGUAAUCACUGUUUACAAACUCUUAAUAGGUCACAUAUCUAACAGUUUGCACAUUGUCUUGUCAUUUGCUACAAGUCCAAUAAACCUGGUGUGCUUCA